Molecule: messenger RNA, 4483 nt
Organism: Acanthaster planci (crown-of-thorns starfish)
Lineage: Eukaryota; Metazoa; Echinodermata; Asteroidea; Valvatida; Acanthasteridae
Gene: rnf103
Product: ring finger protein 103
Biological process (GO): ERAD pathway; protein ubiquitination
Cellular component (GO): endoplasmic reticulum
Molecular function (GO): ubiquitin-protein transferase activity
Source: RefSeq, a predicted model, not a curated record
CGCCAUUUUGAUCUUGUUGCGGGAAACAACAGUCUAAACACAGACCCUGAGACCUGGGAAAGCUGUGACUGAAGCCGUGCAGUGUGCCACGUCAAACACUGCAGUUCGGGGGCGUGCUCCUUUGUUUGAAAUGAUGUUUGCGGUAUAACUUUUGGCAAGCUCACAAGCAAAGCGGUCGGAAGUUUUGGUCGGAUUGUGGAGGUACGAUCAUGCAGCACUCUUCAUUUUUCUGAAGAGGCCUGGGCUAGGCCUAUAAUGCCAGACUUACUAAGACUAAGAGAUCUCUACGACUCUAGACUACGGUAAUUUGCAGUAGAUGUUGAAUCCCCUGGAAUGGGAACAGCUGAUGCCAUAAAACCAUGAAAGCUCUGCUGCUCAAGCUACUGCUUCUCUUGCUGUUUGUGGUCCUGCUGUUCCUGGUCCUGCGGGCACUGGAGGCAUUUUCCUGGUAUGAGACGGGCCUGGUGAUCUCACAGAUAGUGGACCCACUCUCACUAAGUGUGCGCAAGCUGAAGGUCUUGCUGGACGGCCGCGGCAUCAGCUACGAUGGGCUGGUUGAAAAGCAAGAGCUCACAGCACUCAUAGGAGCCUCAGGUGAUGUCAUGGAAGGGGAGCUCCUCCUAUUGGAGCGAGAGAACCAGGAGGAGGCUGUGCAGAGUACCAGCUUCAGCAGUGGUCCCCACUUCUACGAGGAGGUUGAAGACAAGAAGGAUAGCAUCUGGCUCAUUCAGGUCAUCCCAAGAGGUCAUGUGCCUUUACUGGACCGAGACACGUGGAAGACAGUGGUAAAGAAAGUAUUUCACUUUGGAAUUCGGACUGGAACUUUUGACUGUGCCCGUGACAAUAGAUUUUGCCGACAGAAAGGAUGGACCCAUCCAAUACUCAUGCUUGCAAUGCCCGAGGGAUUGAACCAGAAGGACAAUGUUGUUAUGGCAACCUACCCAUCAAGCAACCUCAAGGCUUCCAAGGUCAUCAAAUGGGUCAGCACAAGGCUGGGCAACACAGUCCACCGGGUCAAUGAGGAAAAACUAGUCAAGGAAUGGCUGGACGCGUCGCAGACCCAAAUGACAACGCCCCCCAUCAAACUCGUUCUCCUCUCUGAUGUGGAAGACGUGGAAGCCCCUCUGUUUUUCUCUGCAAUCAGCUUGAAGUAUUCUGGACGGGUCAAAUUUGGGCAAGCGGUCAUCCACAAGAGCACGCGAGACUGGCUGUCAGAGGAACUGAAUAUCAAACCUAAAUCGUCCCAUUAUUUGGUUGCCACCCAUGAGGGGAUAAUUACGUAUGGGAUGCGCGACGGGGAGUACUUAAACCAUCGUGCCAUGGAUGUGUACCUUGGAAUGCUCUACCCACAAGCCAAUGAUUUCUUUAUGCUUUCCUUUCUGGCUGGCAACAUGCUGUGUGUCCUGGAGUUGGUUUUGAAUCAAGGAGAGGUUCUAGCCAAACGUGUGUGCCAAUUUCUCUGGGUGUGGGCAAAGUACAAUGCAGUACUGAUAAUGAUGUGGCUGCCCUUGUUGGCGCUGACUCAGGUACCCUUGCUUGACCCAGUAUUUCGUUUUUGCCAAAAGGUGCUGCGGCUAUUGUGCCAAAUGACUUUGGCGUCACAGUUGAGGUGCCUUUGGAUCAUGCAUGGCCACCGGGGCAGUUUGAUUGUUGCGUCAUUUUUUGUAUUCUGUGUCAUCACUGGCUACGCUAAAAGCUGCUGGCAUAGCGGAGACACCACGGGAGGACGUAUGUCGAGCAGUGAAUGGCUGCAGAGCACUGCUGCUUAUUACUACAACAUGCUGGUGCGACCAAGUCCUGGAUACACCCGGGUGUUGAUGAGUAACGCUCGGCUGGAAGAAGGCAUGAAUUGGGACCGAAUUCUCAACCAGGCCAUGUUCCCAAACAUGUUUCUGCUCGCUGACGUCUCGCAGGAUUACUUGAGAGAUCUGCCGACAUGGCGCUACCGCCAGCGUGAGAUUGCAACCGAGUGGUCGUCAACUGGCAAGUGUUGCGCCUGCUGGCAUAGCUGCUUCUCUGGCACAGAAGAGCACCACCAGGAAAACUGCAGGCUCUUGCAGGAGUAUUUUAGAAACCAAGACAAGGAACAUUGUGAGAGCAAAAUGGGCGGAAAGUACGGGAAAAGAUGUAAAAGGCACCUAUGUACAAGAUGCCUCUGUACUCUUGUCAGAGAAUUCAAACAAGGUGAGCCUUUUCUGGUCACCAAUUCCCGUGAAAAUUCUGAUCCUUCACAAAAGAUUGGCCCCAACAGCCCCCUUCAACCUCAAAAUAUUGGUAGUAUCUCUAUAGGCACUUGCAGUGCAAACUUAGAAGCCAAAACCGUAUUACCCAAUGAUGAGUCUAACUCAAUUGAAAAAUCCAGCCAUGAAAAUACAUUGCCUGAUGAUAAAGCGUCUGUUGAAAGCAAGGGAGCUGAUGUACAUGUACUAAGUCUGAUGUGUGACUGUGAAUUCGCUUUGAAGAAAAAAACCGAUCUUGGCUUGGAUGUCAAAUCGUUGUAUGACCCCUGGCCAGAGAGCAUGAUGGAGACUCUUGAAUGCUCCAUCUGUCUCGAGCCUUACAUGCCCGGGGUCGAGCUCUGUGGCCUACCAUGUGGCCACGCCUUCCACCAGCAUUGCAUCAUGGUCUGGCUUACCACCAAUCUCAAUCACUGUUGUCCAAAUUGUCGUUGGCCAGCCUAUAAGAACAAAGGAUCCAAGUUGUUCAAACAUAAAGAGUAACUAAGGAACACAUGCAUGUACAUUCAUGACUGUCUUCACAUUGUUCUCAUAUCAAAUUAACCCCGACUCCUAAGUACAGUGUAGUUACAGAUCCUCCUGAGUUAAACUUUACACUCCAGCAAUUCCUUUGGAAUUUCUCAAGUAUUUUUAGCCCUGCUGCACCUAUAAAGUUGAAGUACAUGUACUUUUAUCUACCCUCAAAGGUUUUGAAGUCCAGUAUGCUAGUAAAAAAGUAAACCACCUUAGAAAAAGAGGCAUCACUCAUUUUAACAUUUUUAUGCUGACAAGCCUUUAAUCCUUUGAAUUAAAAUGAAAAUGUGUUGACACCAUGAAAGUUUAUCUUGGUAUAGUUGUCUGGAUUGAGUUUUAGAUUGGAAUGUCAAGGAAAUAACACUUCUAGAAAGAUGCAUUCAGUGAUGGUACUUUAUCAUUUGUUUAUCUGAAUGUACACGUACAUGUGUAAAUCCCCCAACUUAAUAGUGCAACAACCAUGGAUUAAUCGUUUGACGAUAAUUUGACGUCAAAUUAGCUGAAUUCAGAUAGGGAUGUGCAACUUGGAAUUUUGGUUCUUUUCCACAAGAUCCAGUUGUUGGUUUAAUAAGCUACCCAAGAUGUCUUGGGCAAGUUGAGCCAAGUCAUUCAGUUCCUUACUGGGACCUAUGUGUUUCCUGUCCUGAGUUAAUGUAGGACCCAUGCUAAAAUACUUUGGUCAUAAUACACAUGUACUUAUGGCUACAGACAAUUGCUAAGUUAUGUAUCUGAUGGAGGUGUUUUCAAAGUUAUAUUUUUUGAAAGUACUUUAAAAGCUCCAUAUCCCAUGGGUGAAUCGUGCUUAAAGUUUAGAAAUUGAACACUUGCUAAUAAAUUUACGUUGUGGAAAUUCAAUUUGAGUAAAUUUUUUACCUGAUGCAGAGCCAUACAAACAGCUCACAUGGAAAUUUUUAGCUUGUAUAAGUUGCUGAAGAAAACUCAUUCACAAACUUCCAGCUUUUCUCUUCCAGUGGUUUUACAAAUGCUGGUGCGAUUUCAAAGUUUUCUGAAUCUGCAGUAAAACUUGAUGUCUCAACCGAAGACGCAGCAAGUUCAAAAUAUUUUCCCUUUUUUUAUAAUUGCCAAAGUCGCAUAUGAUUAGACCAUCACUUGAGUCAAAGUGCAUUUUGAUUGCAUGGUGAAAUCACUUCUAUGUUUUUUAGCCCAUUAUUAAUCGACCAAUCAUUAAGCAGUAUCAUUGUAUUGCGCAUAAUUCUUUACUAUUCAGCAACGUGAGUUUAAAAGUAUUUUCGUAGUACAUUAUUUGAAUUAAAAAUAUGUUAUUAUUUUGUGUAAACAUUUUAUUUUUCAAAUACAUACACACUGGAACAGUAUCUGAUGAAGAGGGAAUUAGGCAUGCGAGUGAUAUCUGACCCACCCUUCCAAAUUCAGGCUAAAGGCUUCUUAGCUACAGGUAUUAUCUGGACAAUGACACCAGUAUACAUAUGGACAUUGCAAAUGUCACAAUUUUCACAGUCCAUACAACCAAAGCCUUAUGCAGACAACAUUUGCAUUGUGGAUCACUUUAAAACAUGACAAUGAAUGGUUGGGAAGAGGAAUUGUCAAACAUCAAAAAUUACCUUCUGCCUGGAUUUAAAAUUGUGGAUCACUUAUUUCAAUAUAUUUUAUUGUCAAGUAUCAGUUUUCUUCCUUCAUUUCCAAAUUGGUAGACCCCCCACCUGUCAACUUCCAAAUCCUACCGACUGGUGACAAAAUAAAAUAUGCCACUUGCA